Molecule: messenger RNA, 4981 nt
Organism: Lytechinus pictus (painted urchin)
Lineage: Eukaryota; Metazoa; Echinodermata; Echinoidea; Temnopleuroida; Toxopneustidae
Product: transcription elongation factor, mitochondrial-like
Exons: 5
Coding region: 410-1486 (358 amino acids)
Biological process (GO): mitochondrial transcription; transcription elongation by mitochondrial RNA polymerase
Cellular component (GO): mitochondrial nucleoid
Molecular function (GO): DNA polymerase processivity factor activity; nucleic acid binding
Source: RefSeq, a predicted model, not a curated record
ACCGCGCCGCGUGGCUCCGAGGCCGAGCCAGGGGCCCGGGCGAAAGCAAAAUGCGACUGAAGUGAUGAGCUGAGAGACGUGCCGGGCUGCCAACCUGGUUUCUUCAUGAAAAACUGACUGACUCUCACAAUCACUUCAAAUUUAAAAUCAAAUUACAAGCCACUCACUCUUUUGUCUCUUUAUUCAUGUCCCACAUUUGAUCAUUUGAUAGCUUACCAUUUUCGAGACCGACCAAUACUGGAGUAUGAGACGCUACCACUAAAUAUUUGGCGUUCCAUAAUUGCGUACCUAAAUGGAGAUACCGGUACAGAGUUGGACUUGAGACCGAGUCGCGAGGCAAAGUCAGGAAACGAAAAACGGGCCCAAACAUCCUAACGUCAAAUAGAACGAAGACAGUUUAAAACCCGAGAUGAGUUGUAUAGCAACACGUUUAAAUCUUCGACUGAUGUUUCAAAUGGUAUCGCACUCGUAUCCUAAACCAGCAAGCACAUGCUCUCUAUGCAGUGGUAUAACUAUGUCCAGUAGCAUCCCUGUACUUCCUGCAGAAGACGGCAAAGUGGAUGAGUCAAAGAAAGAUGUCGGCCAUCUUGAUACAACUCAGACACCAGUAGACCAGGAUGCGAAUCUCAUCAAUUUGUUAAACAACUUGCCUGAAUCUGAACUGAAGAUGCUGAAGUACAUCAACUCUAGAAUGGCUACCAACAUCAUUGCUCAUAGAGAAGUGAAAGGACAGUUCAGAAAUCUUGAAGAGCUGUUGUCAAUUCCAGGAGUUGGGAGAAUAACCCUUGAGAAACUUCAAUCAAAUUUUGCCAAUGGAAACCUGGAUAAGACUAGCACAAGAAUAGAUCCUCAGAGCGCAUCCCUUGCAGUUCUAUCAAAUGAACGAUUAUUGGGUUUGAAGGACAUUGUAGCAGUAGAUGUUGGUCUGAAACACAUAGCAUGGCUGCACAUGGAUAAAGACAGAUGGAUUCAUAGCUGGCAAUGCAAGAUGAUCGAAGGCAUUUCUCCUGGAAAGUGGGAUCCAGUCAACUACCUCACUCUUAUAUCAGAUACUGUGGAAGAGAUGCCUAGACCAGAUCUGUAUGUCCUUGAGCACAAGUCCUUCACUUCUCUCAACAAGGGCACCUUCCAGACAAUGCUCUUCGUUCGUUGCCUCGAGUCCAUGCUCUAUACCUACUUGAACUCUGACCUCAUCGAAUCUGGCCAGGUCAAGGCCAUAUCAUUACCACAGAACGUUGUUGGAAGGCAUUUCAAUCUGCUGGUAGGGACCCAACGCAAGAGUGGGCAGGCCCUUGCAGGGGCGCUGCUGGAGGAAGGCUUUGGAAGGAGAAACGCUUGGUACCCUGUUCGGAUUGGAUACGAGAACCUGGCAGUGUUUAGAGAUGUUAAUAGAUACAAGAGGGAACAUUUAGCAAACUGUCUUCUACGAGCCACAGCUUUCUAUGACAUCUAUGUUGAUAAGAAGCCAGGUUUUAAAAUGAAAUGAUGACCUUCAUACUAUCUUCUUCUUUUUCUGGUACAUUAUCAUACUACAGAUCAUAUCAUAGAAUAUUUCAUACCUUGAAUUGUCACUUUUCAACUUGGGGCUGUUUCAUUAAUUUUUUUUUUUAAGUUAUGCAUGACUUUAUGAACGACUGAAGUCUCUUAAAUUUUCCAAUGUUUCAACUGGAAAUGGAUUUCCUAUAACCCUCAUUGAAUUUUGACAAAUAUUUUCAAUGUGGUUGAGAAUCUGCUUUGGUCAUUUGUGAAGUUUAUGAAACACGCCAGCUACUAUAUCCCAUAUUACUCCACACAACAAAAUCCUGCCCAUAUGAUUGGUCAUCUCUAAAUUAUGUAAUGAGGUGUAAUUUGACCCAUUACUCAGUCUUAAUGUUUUUGUUGUAACCUCUUUAAAUUAAGGUUUUAUUUUUUGCCAAUCUCUCAAUUCUAAAGCUUUGUUCACUUGUUUAAAUUUACAUAACUGCUGUCUGCUGUAUUAUUUUUCAAAUUGACAUAUAUGGUCUAGUAAUUACAUUGACAUCAAAUGAUAUCACAUAGUGAUAAUAUAACACUGAUCAGUAUAUUCUCUUUUAUUUUGAUGGACAUACCCAUACCUGACAACUUAAUUUCUUGAGUAAAAGUAUUUUUAGGUGCAGGAUAUGACGAUACAUAUAUUUCCUAGUCUGUUAAUUCAUAUGUUUUAGGGGGAUUUUUGAGAACCUUCACAAAGUUAAUCAAUCCCUUAAAGAAAAAAAAACAAACAAAAGAAAGACAUCAGUGACAUAUUCGUCAGAUAUAAAUGGAGUCAUAAUUUUGUGACUUUCUAAUUCUGUGAUGUUACAGGAGAUCAGAGCUGCUAUCCCAUUCACUGUGGGUCAAUAAUAUUCCAUAAUAUUUUGUUAUGGUUCAUGAUGAAUGAAUAGAUUUCCAUAGAAGCAUGUUUGAAAUAAUAUCAUGAGCAUGUUAAUUACCCAGGUAAAAAUCAUAAAUUUUUUUGAAAUAUUAUUUUAUAGAAUUUAUUGUUCAUGUACAUGACAUACAGGAGAUCAGCUGGUGUGUGACAUUACAGAAAAAAAACACUACUCUGUUAUCUAGGAUUCUUUUUGGUCAAAUUUUAUUACAUUUCUGUUUUUUUGUUUCAGUUAAAAACCAGGGUGGAUUUUGUCUUCAAGAUGCACAAUUUAGAUACAUCAAAUAAUUUGGUCAAUAUUUGUUUAUUUUUGUAAGGAGUUUCGAGGAAAUUAAGUAAUAGGUCUGCGUCAUCAUGAAUUAAAAAAAAAGAUAUAUUGUAAUCUAUUGAUACCAUUAAAUGGAAAGGUCAUGGAAAGGUUUUUUCAACAAGCUAUCAAUUAUACAAUUAUAGCUUGAGAACUGAUUAUAGUCUGAGAAAAAUAUAUUUUGAGAAAGGCUAUGAUGAAAUAAAGUUGAAUAUCCAAUAAUGUGUUAGUUUGUGUAGAUGAAAUUAACAGAUUAUCAUGAAACAGAUGUAAACGAUGCAACUGAAAUAUAUAUGAAUAUGGAAAAAAGAAGAAAGCCAACUGUUCUAAGGUAGUCAUUGUAUGAGUGUUUUGUUUUUGUCUCACCUGCAUAGCAGAGUGAGACUAUAGGCGCCGCUUUUCCGACGGCGGCGGCGGCGUCAACACCAAAUCUUAACCUGAGGUUAAGUUUUUGAAAUGACAGCAUAACUUAGAAAGUAUAUGGACCUAGUUCAUGAAACUUGGCCAUAAGGUUAAUCAAGUAUUACUGAACAUCCUGCCUGAGUUUCAUGUCACAUGACCAAGGUCAAAGGUUAUUUAGGGUCAAUGAACUUAGACCAUGUUGGGGGAAUCAACAUCAAAAUCUUAACCUAAGGUUAAGUUUUUGAAAUGUCAUCAUAACUUAGAAAAUAUAUGGACCUAGUUCAUGAAACUUAUACAUAAGGUUAAUCAAGUAUCACUGAACAUCCUGCAUGAGUUUCACGUCACAUGACCAAGGUCAAAGGUCAUUUAGGGUCAAUGAACUUUGGCCGAAUUGGGGGUAUCUGUUGAAUUACCAUCAUAACUUUGAAAGUUUAUGGAUCUGAUUCAUGAAACUUGGACAUAAUAGUAAUCAAGUAUUACUGAACAUCCUGUGCAAGUUUCAGGUCACAUGAUCAAGGUCAAAGGUCAUUUAGGGUCAAUGAACUUUGGCCAAAUUGGGGUAUUUGUUGAAUUACAGCCAUAAAUUUGAAAGUGUGUUGGUCUAGUUCAUAAAAUUUGGACAUAAGAGUAAUCAAGUAUCACUGAACAUCCUGUGCGAGUUUCAGGUCACAUGAUCAAGGUCAAAGGUCAUGUAAGGUCAAAGAACUUUGGCCACGUUGGGGGUAUUUGUUGAAUUGCCAUCAUAUCUCUAUAAGUGUAUUGGUCUAGUUCAUAAAACGUGGAAAUACGAGUAACCAAGUAUCACUGAACAUCUUGUGCGAGUUAUAGUAGUUUUCAAAAUCAGCACUGCUGCUAUAUUGAAUCGCGUGAUGCAGGUGAGACGGCCAGAGGCAUUCCACUUGUUGGUAUUAUACAGUGCGUCCCAGAAAAAGUGAAACCGGGAUACCCAUGUCUUUAUUCUUCUAAGGCAAAUGAAUUAUGGUGUUUCGAUUACAUGAUCAUUUAAUUCAAUUAUUGCUCUUUAUUUUGAUACCUAAUAUCGGACAAAAACUUCAUGGCUUUUCAUGCAGUAAUGAGCAAGAUGAGUUUGAAAAUUUAAUGUCAAAACCAGGUUGCGCAGAAAAAUUGGACAAGAUUGGUUCGUGAAACAACGAUCGUGCUUUUUCGAUGAUUGGCUCAUUAGCAUUUCUUUGGUACUCUUUUCUCUCACUGAUCCCUGAAAUGAGAGUGGAUUCAGAUUCACACGCGAGUUUCUGCACAAAUCGUUUCUGAUAUGUCUCAAUAUUUAUUGUUUGUUAUCUGCCAUGCAUGAACGAUUUGCUAAGCUGUUGGUUUCAAAUUAGUGAUGGGAUUCCAACCUUGCCAUGAGUAUCAAAUUAAUAGUAAAAGCAUGAUUGUGAAAUCUAUCUCUGAAAAUAGGUUUUGUUUUAUGUAGGACGCACUGUACAUGUAUACUACAUUUAGGUCCCUAUAGGUUUCACACUACUAAAUCAAGACAAAAUAAACUUUUAUGAAUUUACAUUUCAAAUUUGUUAUUAAAUAUAUUCUAUAGACAUAGUGAAUGCUCUGGAGUUACAUAUGUUGAUUAAGCAUUCCCAAGUUGAUAGAUGAUUUAUCACCGUAGCCAUAGGAGAUAAUAGUACAUGCACCUGGAAUACGAUUCAUUCUACAGCAUGUACUUUAUAUUUUAAGAGGGAAAGUGCUUGCAAGAAGUCAACAAAUUAUUUAGAUCUAGAAAUAUCAUGUAUUGCUACAAUUUGCUUCACAAAGGCAGUCCAAAAUUCCAUGCCAUGCAUGUGUCAGAUUUUAUUGCACGAUUUGAAAUCUCUAAGGUCCCUUCUUAACUUUGUGGAAUUUUUAAAUAAAAGAUACAAAAUUAUUGU